Thermothelomyces thermophilus ATCC 42464 is the source of this 634-nucleotide messenger RNA. RefSeq lists its product as uncharacterized. The transcript is spliced from 2 exons. The coding region runs from base 85 to 255 and encodes 56 amino acids. The record is from RefSeq and is a predicted model, not a curated record. Lineage: Eukaryota; Fungi; Ascomycota; Sordariomycetes; Sordariales; Chaetomiaceae.
GCAAAGCGUUCGAUAAAAAGGUCUGUAAAGACCGAGGAGCAUAUUGCCCUAGCUACUACUAUUAACGAGCUAGGGUUCAAAGUGAUGCCUUGUUCUUUUUGUUUUUCUCGCGGCCUCUGUUGCCGUAUAAUAGAGAGUUCUUCUUGUUAUGGCGAAUAUGUUUAUCAUAGGAGGUUAUACGACGGUUCUAGGGUUCUAGUCUCGUCUUAUUAUAGACGAAUUAAAGCGCCUCGACCAAUUAGAACAAGAUGCUAAGGAGGCUCUUUAUACCGACCGCAAUUCGUUAGCAAAAGCGUAGCGUCGUCUAGAUAAGUCUCUAGCUCGUUUGGACCGUAUUUGUCGUCAAAAGCGAUCGUUGUUAUUUCGAGGGUCGGAGAUGGUUUGCUAGGGUCUUACGUCUUUGGAUAAAUUAGAAGAGGUGGAGCAGCAGGAAUUGGGGGCGGCUCUAGGUGUAUAGCUCAAUGGUAGCGUUAACGUUAUUAACUAGGGCGCUAUCUUCGAUUCUGUCCCGGUUUUGCCUUUAGUUAAUCUAGGUUCUGCCGGUAGAACUAUUCCAGUUUCUUAAGGCAAUUUAGGUUCUUGACAGGUUUCUAUAAGUUGUCUUCUAGUCUAAAAUCGAGCCACUUGACCAGGU